This is a messenger RNA of Colias croceus (clouded yellow), 755 nucleotides long. RefSeq lists its product as uncharacterized. Bases 1 to 180 code for a protein of 59 amino acids. NCBI's taxonomy places the organism in Eukaryota, Metazoa, Arthropoda, Insecta, Lepidoptera, Pieridae. The transcript has a single exon. The record is from RefSeq and is a predicted model, not a curated record.
AUGGCAUUUCUCAUGUUGUACCCAGCUGUGGCAGUCCUUUCCCUGUUUGUUUUAAUUGUCAUUAUCCUGAUGCUAAGGUAUGGAGCGCAGUGGUGCAAGCUGCGUCAUACAACAUUCAGUGACGAACCAUAUGGGAAUGAUGAGGAAGAAGCUUAUGAGCAGAAAGUGUCUUAUGCAUAGAAACUAGUUUGGCUUAUUAUAUUUCUCUGAUAAUGAUCUUAAUUAAUCCGUCCAGACUUUUUAUAAUAAUAAUAAUUAAGAUAUAAUAAGACGGUAGUGGAUUUACAAGUAGGCUGAAACUUAUAACUGCAAUCAUGCAGAUUUAUUUUUUCCUGAUUAUCCAAAAUAAAUUAGGGGGGUCCAUUUGGAUUAUUGAAAAUGUGAUAAUGAAGAGAAACAAAGUGUCGCACAACUUUAUCUAAUAUAUAUAUGCUUAUUUUAUUUUAUAAAAUAUAUAUACACUUAAGACCAGUUUUACAAAAUUGGCAACUGGCCUAAUAGGCUCUUGGAUAAUCGGCAUUCUACUAUGCUUUUCUUUCUUUCUAUCUAUUUGGUUAUACUUCUCUCACAAAAAAAAAUGUAAUAGUUUAAAUUCAUAGCAAAUUUGUAAAUCUACCACUGAAAAUAGAUAAGAAUGUUUUUCUACUAAUGAACUUUAUUUUUGAUGUAUUUGUGUUUAUAUUUUAUAUUUGUUUGUAAACACGCAAGCAAUAUAUUUAAUUAAGAAUUUUUAUAAUAAAAUUUUACAAAUUUAA